AUGUCUUUAAGAAUUAUCCCUGAAAACAAACAAAUUUCCUCCAUAAAUAGCACGCAGUUUGGAGAUGCAGCAGUCCACGCUCCGGGAUUACAAGAUGUUUUGAGAAACCAGGAAGGUCCACUCAAUUUGUCGUCGAAGAUCAAUAACCGUCACCCAUUGGAAGCUAGAGUAGCAAACUGGGAGCAGACUCAACAUGACGCCAAGAUGGAGUCAUACAGAAGAAUCUUCGGGUCGGGAGUGCCAAUUCAGAGAGCCAUGGAGUUACAAAUUGUAGAAUCUACGGACUUUAAGCCUCAAAUACUUGGAGGUUCAGAUUCCAUGCACCGCGACAUCUUACUUAACAAAGAUGCCUCGUUAGACUGGGAGGACGUUUACAAGGGAGGAUUGGAAAGCGGGUCAAAUGUCAAGGACUUCCAUUCCGACAUGGAGAAGAGAAUGAACAUCUGA
Messenger RNA from Dujonia railenensis, 447 nucleotides. The record is from the annotation of a GenBank genome assembly. Lineage: Eukaryota; Fungi; Ascomycota; Pichiomycetes; Serinales; Debaryomycetaceae.